Molecule: messenger RNA, 588 nt
Organism: Funneliformis geosporum
Lineage: Eukaryota; Fungi; Glomeromycota; Glomeromycetes; Glomerales; Glomeraceae
Source: the annotation of a GenBank genome assembly
AUGGUAAUUGCUCAAACUUGGUUAGAUAGAAAUAUUCCUCUUAAUCAGCGAAAUAAUAUUGAAGAACUUCAUGUUUUUCCUAGCGAAAUAGAAAGCGAUGAAGCACACCACAUCCUCUACCAAAAUCGCCCCAAUCGGCACUACAUUCCUUUGGCAAGUAGUCUGACCGGAAAAUUAAAUUUAUCUACCUUUCCGAGGUUAAGAACAUUAAAUAUUAAUAAGCAGUUCAUCAAUCGUUUAGUCCUAACUAACUGUAAUCGUUUGAGAAUUGUAGCGAAAGAUUUAUCUGAAUUCAAUCGUUUCCGCAAAUUAACUUCUUUAUUUUUAGGAACUGAAAGACCUGAAAGAAUAAAUCAAGGAGUUUAUAAUCGAUGGAAUGGUUCUUUGUCUAAUAUUAGCAAUUUAACCAAAUUAGAGGAGUUGGAUAUCAAUGCCACUGAUGUGAAUGAUGGUCUAAUUGAUUUACCGACUAGAAAACUGCGUCACUUUACCUUUGGAGACUGUGGAAGAACAGAGGCGGAGGUAAAUCGGUUAAAAGACACUUUAUCAAAUUACAUAGAAUUAGAGGGCGAAGAGUUAGAAAAAUGA